This is a messenger RNA of Morus notabilis, 804 nucleotides long. RefSeq lists its product as uncharacterized. The coding region runs from base 39 to 551 and encodes 170 amino acids. The transcript has 3 exons. Lineage: Eukaryota; Viridiplantae; Streptophyta; Magnoliopsida; Rosales; Moraceae. Gene Ontology annotation, cellular component: chloroplast. The record is from RefSeq and is a predicted model, not a curated record.
UGAAUGAGAUAUUUUAUCGCGAGUACAAACAAAGAAAAAUGGCAACACUUGCUCUCUUCCCUCUCUCCCUCUCUGUUCCAGCACUGCGAUUGCAACCCCGUCUUUGCUCUCCGCAAACCAACGUUUUCAAUCCCAUUUCCUCAUCUUGUAGUCUCAAAUCGAACCGAAUUGGGGACAAAAUUGUUGUCUUUGGAAGUAACUCGAGCGACCGAAAUGAGUCGCAGUUCUUGGACGAAAACGGGGUCGUUGAUGAUAUGGAUGGCUAUCUCAACUACCUUUCUCUUGAAUAUGAUUCUGUUUGGGACACUAAACCAUCCUGGUGUCAACCAUGGACAAUUACAUUAACUGGGGUAUCCGCAAUUGCCUUGAGCUGGCUGAUUUUGCACUCAGUAUUAGUCACAACCGUCGUGUCAUUACUGAUGUGUGCAUGGUGGUACAUUUUCCUGUAUUCCUAUCCAAAGGCAUACGAAGACAUGAUCGCUGAACGGAGGAAGAAGGUGACAAAUGGUGCUGAAGACACGUUUGGCUUGACGAAGAGCCAAUCAUCGUGACCGAAAAAUUAGACUUGAUAUAGCAGAUUCUUUCUGCCUUUGUAUAUUUUCGUUGUCACCAUUAAGGUGUUGGUUUCAAAUUAAUGAUUUUCCGUGAAAAGUGACUAACAUUUCUCGACUAGAAACAAAUAUGCAGUGCUUGUUAGGCCAGUGUGGUAGGUGAUAACUUUGAACGUCGCAAGGAAAUUUACAUAGAUGUUCUCCCGCAACUAUAUGUUGGUCUUUUUAAUAUUAAGGCAUUGUCUGAUUUAAG